Mycosarcoma maydis (corn smut) is the source of this 528-nucleotide messenger RNA. RefSeq lists its product as uncharacterized. The record is from RefSeq and is a predicted model, not a curated record. Gene Ontology annotation, biological process: mitotic cell cycle; attachment of spindle microtubules to kinetochore. Bases 1 to 528 code for a protein of 175 amino acids. The transcript has 3 exons. Lineage: Eukaryota; Fungi; Basidiomycota; Ustilaginomycetes; Ustilaginales. Gene Ontology annotation, cellular component: DASH complex; mitotic spindle pole body; mitotic spindle.
AUGGCACAACGACCGUCGGCAAUGGGCCCUGGUCCAGCAGGACGUCAAUCGAUGUAUCCUCAAGCCAGUGGCGCAGCCAACAUCAUGCUUGGCGGACCGUCGUCGUCAGCAAACCAGAUGCGCUUGAUCUCAAAACAGGCCGAACUCGAAGGUUUGCGCGCGUUGAAGGACCAAUCGGCAAGGAUGGUCAAGGAGCUCGAGCGGCUGGCGGAAAAGGUGGAUAUCAUGGCUGAUGGCGGUGACUCAAUCGCUUCGGUUAUGGGUUCAUGGCAAGGCGUGUUCCGCGCCAUUCAGAUUGCUCGAGCAUCAACAGUCUUCACCAAUCCCGCGGCAUACGAGACCAAAGCAGCGGACACUUCCGAGGAACAAGAGGAAGAGGACGACCUGUACAAUUAUGGUCCAGCUCCUACUAGCAAACCCGCACUCAUCGAUACCAUGGUCCGAAUCCCGGUGGACCUUGAUGGCGCCAUCGCCCGAUCCAAGGAUGACAGCGCUCUCGAUACUUCUGCUGCUUCUAUCUCGCAGUAG